AUGCCUCCGCGCCGCCGCCCCUCCUCCGGCUACCACGGUGUCCGGGCGCGGCCGAGCGAACGGUUCGACGCGGAAAUCCGCUCUGGCGAGGAGCGGAUCCGCCUCGGCACGUUCGACACCGCGCACGAGGCGGCGCGGGCGUACGACGCCGUCGCUCGGCGGCUCGGCCGCUCCCGGCGGACGAUGAACUUCCACGACGUCUUCACGCGGGAGCAAGCGGAGAUGCUGGCGCCGCCGCCGCCGAUGAUCAUGCGCGAACAGCAGCGCCGACAUCGGGAGCUGGAGCAGCGCCUCCUCAUCGCCGAGCGCGACGAGGCGCUGCGCCUCGAAUGGGCGCGCCGCUUCCCCGAGGACUCGCAUGCAGGCUUCCCUGAUCUAAGUCAAACUGGUCGCUCCAUGUCUUCAUCUUCUUCAUUAUCAAAGGUUCACAAGAGCUAUCCAUGCACUUUGGCAACAUCAGAGUUGGAAAAUCUCUGGAUUUCUCGCGCCAAAGAUCUCAUCAUUGAUUUGGACGCGCCGCUCGCAACCUCGGUGGGGCGCCCUGUCGGCAAUAAGGCGGCCAAGGUCGUCGCGCUUGAAACAGCAACGGCUGAUAGGGUCCAAGCGUCGAUCGAUAAGUGCCUCGUCGAUGUCUCGUCGACCCUGCUCAUGCGUGACACGGAGAGCGACGAGAGGUGGAAGGUGAUGCUGCUCAAGCAAGAAGAGAAGAUCGUGAUCAGGAAGGAGAGAGUCGCCGUGAAGAAACGGAAAGGGGAUUUCAUGAUCUUGACCGCCGAUACGACAAGAAUGGAUCCCCAAGUAUUGGCAGCGCACAUGUUCUGCCGCGAUAUGAUCUUAAAAUAA
Messenger RNA from Lolium perenne, 843 nucleotides. The record is from RefSeq and is a predicted model, not a curated record. NCBI's taxonomy places the organism in Eukaryota, Viridiplantae, Streptophyta, Magnoliopsida, Poales, Poaceae.